AUGGAGGAAGAGAAGAAGACCGACACCGUCGUCUACGACCCGUCCAACCACAGCCCAUCCGAGGGCGAGUCGUGGACUCAAGAUGAAGAAAAGGCCGUCGUCAGAAAACUCGACUGGUAUCUCAUGCCCCUCCUCGUCGUCGGCUUCUACGUCCUCCAACUCGAUCGGACCAACAUCAGCAACGCCCUCACCGACACCCUGACGCAAGACCUCGGCAUCACCAACAACCAAGUCAAUAUUGGCAACCAGCUGAUGCUGGCCGGUAUUGUGAUUGCGGAAAUCCCCUCCAACCUGAUUCUGCAGAGAGUCGGCGCCCCGGUCUGGCUCACGCUACAGGUCGCCAUCUGGGGCACGAUCGCUCUAAUGCAAGCUUGGUGCAUAAACGUUCAAUCCUUCUAUGCAACAAGAACGCUCCUGGGACUGUUUGAGGGAGGAUUCAUCCCCGGAGUUCAGUACAUGCUGGCUUUGUUCUACAAGAGAGACGAGCUGGCGCUGAGAACAUCAAUAUUCUACUUUGGCAACUAUUCGGCCGCCGCGACUGGUUCCUUGAUCGCCGCAGGAAUCCUGCAAAUGGGCGGCAAGGGAGGGCUCGCCGGAUGGCAGUGGCUCUUUGUCAUCGAGGGCACAUUUACCCUCCUCAUCUUCUUCGGCUACGUCCUCCUCCUCCCCCGCAGCCCAAAGCACACGCGCCCGAUCCAUGGCCGCUUCGACCUCUUCACCGAUCGCGAGCGCACCAUCCUUAGCACCCGCAUCAUUCUCGGCGACGAGUCCAAGGGCGCGGACAAGGCCGAAAUCACCCUGAAGAGUCUCCGCGAAGCCUUCGUCGACCUGCGCCUGUGGCUGCACAUGUUCCUCAACAUCCUCAGUCUCACCCCCAAGGGCGGCCUCGCCAUCUACGGGCCCACGAUCAUCAAGAACCUCGGCUUUUCCAAGACCAACGCCAACCUGCUCAACGCCGUCGGCAACGUGCUCGUCAUCAUUCUGUCCUACACGCUGUCCGUCGCGUCAGACAAGACACGGCUGCGUGGGCCUUGGUGCAUCAUGGCUUUCGUCUGGUCCAUUGCCUUCUCCGGCGCGCUGUGCGGGCUGCCUGUCGGGGCGAACAGGUGGGUGCAGUAUGCGCUCUUCACGCUGCUCACUGGGGGCAACGCCCUUUCGCAGGCGAUCAACGAUGCUUGGCUGAACAUCAACUCAACCAAGCCCAGCAAUCGCAGCGUUGGACUGGCGAUGGCGGUGAUGGGGAGCAAUCUCGGUGGCCUCGCCGGGCAGCAGCUUUUCCAAGAGUCCGACGCUCCGAGGUAUCCCAAGGCUUUUCUCGCGAUUCUUUUGCUGUACGGCGCUUCGAUCCCCAACACUUUGGCGUUGAUGUACACAUACUGGAGGGCCAACCGCAAGAUCCAGACCAGCUCAGAUGAGAACAAUGGCGUUGUAGGCGAGAAGCGCUUUGAUCUAUGA
Molecule: messenger RNA, 1455 nt
Organism: Colletotrichum siamense
Lineage: Eukaryota; Fungi; Ascomycota; Sordariomycetes; Glomerellales; Glomerellaceae
Product: putative transporter
Exons: 3
Coding region: 1-1455 (484 amino acids)
Biological process (GO): transmembrane transport
Cellular component (GO): membrane
Molecular function (GO): transmembrane transporter activity
Source: RefSeq, a predicted model, not a curated record